Messenger RNA from Homo sapiens (human), 7587 nucleotides. It is a transcript of the gene CSNK2A2, whose product is annotated as casein kinase 2 alpha 2. Gene Ontology annotation, biological process: cerebral cortex development; regulation of protein catabolic process; liver regeneration. NCBI's taxonomy places the organism in Eukaryota, Metazoa, Chordata, Mammalia, Primates, Hominidae. Gene Ontology annotation, cellular component: nucleus; acrosomal vesicle; cytoplasm. The transcript is spliced from 11 exons. The record is from RefSeq and is a predicted model, not a curated record. Gene Ontology annotation, molecular function: ATP binding; protein serine/threonine kinase activity; protein serine kinase activity. Bases 371 to 1423 code for a protein of 350 amino acids.
CUCUCCUCCUUCUUCUCCGCUGCCGCCGCCGCUGCCCCUUUCCCGGCCGGUGGCUGCCGCUGCCGGUGCCGCCGCCGCCGCCUCCUGGGGGCCGCGAGCCGAGCGGAGACCGCCGCGGAGCGCGAGCGCCGCCCGCCCCGCCGCCCCGCCGGCCGCUCCAGGGCCGGGCCGGCUCGGCCGGCGCCCCCCGCGCCCCCAGCCCGCCCGCCCCCGCGGGCCCGGCCUGGCGCGGCCGCCCGCCGCCGCGCUCCUCCUCCUCCUCCUCCAGCGCCCGGCGGCCCGCUGCCUCCUCCGCCCGACGCCCCGCGUCCCCCGCCGCGCCGCCGCCGCCACCCUCUGCGCCCCGCGCCGCCCCCCGGUCCCGCCCGCCAUGCCCGGCCCGGCCGCGGGCAGCAGGGCCCGGGUCUACGCCGAGGUGAACAGUCUGAGGAGCCGCGAGUACUGGGACUACGAGGCUCACGUCCCGAGCUGGGGUAAUCAAGAUGAUUACCAACUGGUUCGAAAACUUGGUCGGGGAAAAUAUAGUGAAGUAUUUGAGGCCAUUAAUAUCACCAACAAUGAGAGAGUGGUUGUAAAAAUCCUGAAGCCAGUGAAGAAAAAGAAGAUAAAACGAGAGGUUAAGAUUCUGGAGAACCUUCGUGGUGGAACAAAUAUCAUUAAGCUGAUUGACACUGUAAAGGACCCCGUGUCAAAGACACCAGCUUUGGUAUUUGAAUAUAUCAAUAAUACAGAUUUUAAGCAACUCUACCAGAUCCUGACAGACUUUGAUAUCCGGUUUUAUAUGUAUGAACUACUUAAAGCUCUGGAUUACUGCCACAGCAAGGGAAUCAUGCACAGGGAUGUGAAACCUCACAAUGUCAUGAUAGAUCACCAACAGAAAAAGCUGCGACUGAUAGAUUGGGGUCUGGCAGAAUUCUAUCAUCCUGCUCAGGAGUACAAUGUUCGUGUAGCCUCAAGGUACUUCAAGGGACCAGAGCUCCUCGUGGACUAUCAGAUGUAUGAUUAUAGCUUGGACAUGUGGAGUUUGGGCUGUAUGUUAGCAAGCAUGAUCUUUCGAAGGGAACCAUUCUUCCAUGGACAGGACAACUAUGACCAGCUUGUUCGCAUUGCCAAGGUUCUGGGUACAGAAGAACUGUAUGGGUAUCUGAAGAAGUAUCACAUAGACCUAGAUCCACACUUCAACGAUAUCCUGGGACAACAUUCACGGAAACGCUGGGAAAACUUUAUCCAUAGUGAGAACAGACACCUUGUCAGCCCUGAGGCCCUAGAUCUUCUGGACAAACUUCUGCGAUACGACCAUCAACAGAGACUGACUGCCAAAGAGGCCAUGGAGCACCCAUACUUCUACCCUGUGGUGAAGGAGCAGUCCCAGCCUUGUGCAGACAAUGCUGUGCUUUCCAGUGGUCUCACGGCAGCACGAUGAAGACUGGAAAGCGACGGGUAAUGCGGCAUUGAUGCUUGCCAAUAAAACCAACCAACCAAACACAAACCUUGAAGGAAAACUACAGUGUGAUAAAAAGAAAUUCUUAUCAUUCCUUCUAAAUGCACAGAAGAGUAAAGACCUAAAAGUCUGUCAAAAAGCAAGAAAGAAACUCCCCAGUGCUAGUCUCCAGGGAGCUGUCACUGUGGCAGCAUGGGGAUGCACCUAGUUCAGGAUCUGAAGGAGCUCUGCCUUUGGAAUGCAUGGGAGAUAGAGACUCGGAGUUGUUGUACAUUUACCUUUGUUUAACAGGGCACCACUGUUGAAUUAACCCAUUCAGUCAACAAGCUCUGAAUGUCUGACUUCCUAUCUAUUCCAUUGUGGUCUGGGUUUCCUUUGGUGAAAUUCAGGCUCAAGUCUUAGCGAAAUGUCAGCAGUCUAUACUGACACACCAGCCUCAUUUACAAAAAGGAGAUAUUAAAACAGUGACAGUAUUUUUUUUUUAAGCUCUUUACAAAUCCACGUUUUAUGUAUUUUUUAAUGACAUGAGCUCUCCAGGAAAUGUACCUCAUCCCCGCAGUUUUCCUCCAAGUGGAUUCAUUUGGGAGCAAACUGCAGUCACUUUCACAAGAGUCCUCUUUGAUGUCAGGAGGGAUCACGAAACCUUGCAAUGCCAUGAACUGGUCCAUGGUUAUCAUCAAAAGUUCCAUGCUAAGUGCAUAACUUGGAGCUCACUAUAACCUUUGUUGAUUUCCCUAACCAUAAAAUCUUGUUGCUAUUUUUUUGUUGCUUUUUCUUUUUUUUUUUUUUUUUUUUUUUUGGCAGCCUUGUAAGGAGAACUUCACCAUUUCCCAGCACAUCCCUAUGUGUGCGCCUAUUUUAAUGCACCUCUCUGAAACAGAGACCUUUUUGUUCACAACCAUAACUAAAGCUGGAAAGUCAGUCUUCAGGCAAGGCGAGGGAGGAAAACAUCCCAUUAGAAUUUUUUCAGGAAAGACUUAUGGAAAAAAAUAUCUCUCUCCCACCUCCUUUUAUCCCCAUGAGACACAGUUUCCCACUGUAAUCAGGGUAAUAUGCAUUUGUAAGUUCUGAUAUGUGAUACAUUUAUGUGAUGGCAAAGAUAAGUCUGUCUUGCAUGCAGGUACUAGAGUUGUGUGGGCAGGGUCAUCUGAAACUCAAGCAACUCAGAGGAAUAUACAAGGGGCUUGGGGAAGAAAAUGGUGCUCCCGGAGCAAGUGUUGGAUCCAUUUUGCAAACCUUCAUGUUAGCAGAGAAAGCUAGAGUUUGUUUAAACAAAAAUAGGGCUGAUUUCAUUUUGGGGACUCAGGAGCAACAUGGUUUGUAGGCAGUCCCCUCACCCCAGCUGCAGGGCCAUGCCACAGCUGUGGGGACUUCACACACCUAGGCUAGAACUAGAGGUGUCUACCACAUCACCCUUUAAGAUUUCUUUAUUAACUAUUUAAUAAUGCCAUACAUUUUUAUAAGGUUAGAUGUUUGUUUGAAACAUUUGUUUACAUUCCAUAUUCCAAUAAAAUCUUAUUGGUAUUGGUAGCAGAUCCUACUCUAAAUGUAGAUUCUAUUUUUGUCGUUUGGUCUGUGGGAACUUAAAAUACAAAUGAAACUCUUCUCUUAUUAUAGAGUUGAGUUUAUAGAGUAAAAAAUAAAUAAGAUCCCAAAGCCAAGGAAUGCAUUCAGUUAAGGUUCUCAUACCAAUGCUGCCUGCUUGCAUUGCACAUUCUGUAUACUAAUGUAAACAUUUGUUCUACCUGAAAAUCAAAAGCAAGAUGUGAGCUCUUUGGCUAAACCUGUAUUGAUAUGUCAGGCAGCAAAACUCAGUGUUUGAGAUUAUCAAAAGCCUUCUAAUAUGCCCUUAUAGGCAAUCCUGAAGCAUUGGUUAUCAUCAGGGAGAUGUGCCACUGCGUGUCUUUCCUGCUCCCCCUCCAAUCUCCUUUAUCACCCCACCCCACUCCUCAGCCCUCCCUUUUUUUUUUUAAGUUGCCUGUCUGGACCAGGCAAGAGGUGCCUACUGGAGGGUCUUGGUGAAGCGGUAACUCCAUUCCUUUCCCUUGGGUCCCCCAAAGGUAAUAAAAGUACCUGGAGGAGAAUAGUCAGGUGAUUGACCUCUGCCUGUCUCUCUGACGGUGAUGUAGGUGCAGACACCGCCUGCCUGCCUUGUCCUGGGGUUUUGUAACUGCAGCUUUGACACAGGCAUUCUUCCUUUGAAGCACACAGCUUGCUUUUCCAGCACCUAGACUUUUACCUCUCUUCAUGCCUUAGACUUAGACCAUAACUGGGCUUGAAAUGCUCACCCCUUCCUGGGUCUGGUCUUGGCACCUAGGCUAUUCCUUUCCAAACUGAAGUGAGUCCAGUUUCAGACCAUCUCUUUUCCUGUCUCCAAAAACCAUUUUUGUUUCCAAACCUAGCUCCCCCGAAAUUUUAAGACUAUUUACCUAGAUUCGGAGAUGGUCUUGGAGAGUUCCAAAAGGGGUGUGUGUGUGUCUGUGUGUGUGUCUGUGUGUGUGUCUGUGUGUGUGUCUGUGUGUGUGUCUGUGUGUCUAAUAUUUAGACUAAACCAUGGUAAAUGUACGCACCCAGUAUCCUUUUCAGUUAGCAUAUUCUUUCUUAAACUCAUCUCAGUACUUUUCAUUUGUUUGCUUCAUUAUCUUAAACAGGUUAAAAGUGCCUAUGAUAAGGACUUAAUUAUUUCCUAAAGAAAAGCAAAAAAUGUGGGGAACAGGGUAGUGUUAUACUAUCAUCUCAGGUACUGCCUAUGUUCAAGAACAUAGACCUGGUAUGGUGAGAACAAAAGGUUCCUAUGCCAAAUCCAGAUGGCUAUAUCAUUUGUUGGCUACAAGUGAGCCUGACUGCAAGGUUUGCUUCUGCUGAGAAAUCCCAUGGUGAGAGUAGAACUCAUGAAGUGCUGAGUCACAUUUGCACCUCUGGUGUGGUGGCAGUUCACUCUCCCCUGGAUGCUGUCAGCUGGCCUUGCUUUCAUCCUAUCCCUGUAGGCAGGGUAGGUGGCUGGGUAGGAGAAGCUAUUGAGUGUAUGACGCAGACCAAGCUUUCCUGGGCCUUCUCACCAACUAGAGAAGCGCUGAUGUCGUUCAUUGAGGCACUUAAACACCAGUCACUCAGCCAGGCCUCCUCCCAGACAUUCUGUAACAUGUCAGCACUCACAAGGUUUAAAGCAAAUGUGUUCCCUUGCAGAGAGGAAGGUGCUCUCAGACUGAUAGAUUAGAGGAGACAGACAAACUCGUAAUCCUUGGGGACUUGAAGAGAGUGGCUAGGGGAAGGGCUGUUAAAAGAAAAGGGACCAAUAAGAAAAUCCAUCUAAAGGUAGCUCUUGAGGAGGAAAUUAACUUCUUGAGGGGAUAAAUUAGAGGGUACCAAGUUUAUGUUCUGGAAUGUACCCUGGGGAGGGCGCUGCCCACUGGAUUGGUCCCAGUGGACUGAAAGGUGGUGCUCUCGAGUCAGGCGCUUAGUCCCAGAGAGAGCUGGGUGCCGCGGGGCUCGUGGUCUGUGCCUACUCAGGGAAAUGACUUAGGUUCUCCCAGGUGCUCUGUUGAUAAGGAUGGAAGCAGAACUACUUUGAGACACAAGCAACAAUUGGAAGAGUUUUUUUAUAUGAACUGAAAUAGAUCUAAGAGAGCCUGGUUAACAGUUUCCUUUAAUACCAGUUCAGAUUAAAUGGUUACUUUAGGAACCUGUGUUACUGUGUGAGCACCCACAGAAACAAGCAAACUUAUUUCCUACAAAAAAUGAGGGGAUAAUAACCGAUCAGAGUCACAGUCGUUUCAAUAUAAACCCUUCCGAAAGCAAAAGCAGGGACCACAUGAGCACACAAGAAGCCAAAGUUUGUCAGUGAUCUUAAUAAAUUAAGACUGAGUAACAUCCUGCCUUUAGAAAAAAAUAACCCCGAGGUGGAGACCAGGGCAGGGGAGGUGGCGGAGAAGCAUCGGGCCAGAUCAACCGUUAAUAACAUGCUUCUGAGCUAUGUGGAUGUAUAAAUGAAAACACCCCCAACUAGGUAUUGUAGAGGCUGGAAAAAGAUGUGAUGGGAUUAUACAGGUGAUGCAUAUUUUUGUUUUGAGACUCAACAAUGUGCUACAAAUGUGAUACUUAACCCUGAACUGCAUGUAUUGGGGAUUGUUUUUUAAAAAGAAAAAAAACAACUUUGAAUCAAUAAAUUAACAGUUUUUCACUUGCUGGCUCUUCUUGCUGUAAAUGGUGACUAAGAGGUUGGGACAGAAAUCUUGACAACUAGUGGAAAACUUGGAUAAUCUUCAAGGACCAUGGAGCCUUCUGUUUCCUUCUGUUUGCAGAAAAGCAACACUGCCUGGGUUGUGAUCCUUUACAAGUGACUACUUCAGACACAAUUGGCCACCUCUUUGUAUCACUGGAUGACUGAUGUAUGAUUUAUGUGCUGCUGCCCUUAGAGGGAAGAAAAAUGCCAUGUUAAAUCCUGUUUUCUUAAAUAAAAAUGUUGACAAUAACCAGCCUUCCCAAGUGGGAGACAAACCAUUGCUAUGAGGACCUUAACUUGUAUUUCCUGUCUCUUUGGGGGAGAGGGGAGGGAUAAACCUUGAAUUGCAAAGAUGUGUGUUACACCUUGAUGUGAAAACUUUCCUUUGGCAGAAGUGGGGCUAGAGUGGUGUCCUGUUGGGAGUGUUCCGUUUUUAUGUACUUGCUUCUGAGUCGCGCCACUCAGACACCUGCCUCUUGGGAUUGACUGUUUUAGUGCAUGACUUUAACCUUGUGGCCUGGUGCUCUGCAUUUGUGAAACACUCUCCCUAGCCCCAUUCCUUGCAGCACAUGCUAUUAUUUGGCAGGUGGUGGUAUCUUUAAUUAAUGUGCUUUCUUUAAUUAGUGUGCUUUCUUCUCACUGAGCCUCUGAAGUUGGGUGCUUGGAAUCAGCUGAAGUGUUUAAAGGCAAAUAUAGUCAUUUCUUUCUUAACCUCAUGCACCAUGCAGCCCUUCUCAAAUCAAAUACUACGCAGUGGAACCCUUCCUUUACCCAAAGAAAGUUUUCAUGAAAUGAUUUUGUGUGUGUGACAGCUUCCCAGGUGCAUAGUCCUUCCUCAGUACUGUAGUGCUGUUCUGGGAGGCACUGCUUCUAGAAUUCCACUGCCGGCAUCUCACCACCCACUUGCUAUGCUGGACCUGGAAGGAGAAAUGAGGUUUUCAGGCCAUGCCAGGCAGCUAGCUGUUUCCAGGGGAGAGUUAAAAAUAUUUGAGCUCACUUACUGCUCUUUGUUUAUUAGUGGACUCAGCCCUUUUUCUGAGUAAAUACAGACCCCGUCUUAGUCCUAAGACACCUCAGAUAAUCAGGUCAGGUCUGAGGGGGACCUAGAGCUGACUGCUGAAUUUGUAGCUUGACUGGCACAGAAUGGUCAAGAGGCUCUGAGGCUUCUCCAUCAGCACCCUGGACCCGAGGGAUGGGGUAGAGUGGAAGACCUGGUCACAACACACGUGGUGCCCAGAGCACCCGUCCUGUGACAGAAGGCCGUGCUAGAGACCAUCUCUGUCAUGAUAAUCAGAAGAGGAAGGCAGAGGGUACUGUUGGAAACCUGAACUCAGCGAGUUCUCACAGGGUUCUCCACCAAGUGGCAUGGGAGGGCCGAGCUUGCAUUCUAGCACAGGCCCUCCUACACGUGGAGGCCUCCCCUCGCCCGCUCAGGUUGAUUAAUGACGUCUUUCCCUCCUCCCGUCUCUUUCCCCAGGUCUGUUGCGGUUCUCCCACUUUUCCAUAAGCAGAACAAGAACCAAAUCAAACGUCUUAACGCGUAUAGAGAGAUCACGUUCCGUGAGCAGACACAAAACGGUGGCAGGUUUGGCGAGCACGAACUAGACCAAGCGAAGGGCAGCCCACCACCGUAUAUCAAACCUCACUUCCGAAUGUAAAAGGCUCACUUGCCUUUGGCUUCCUGUUGACUUCUUCCCGACCCAGAAAGCAUGGGGAAUGUGAAGGGUAUGCAGAAUGUUGUUGGUUACUGUUGCUCCCCGAGCCCCUCGACUCGUCCCGUGGCCGCCUGUUUUUCCAGCAAACCACGCUAACUAGCUGACCACAGACUCCACAGUGGGGGGACGGGCGCAGUAUGUGGCAUGGCGGCAGUUACAUAUUAUUAUUUUAAAAGUAUAUAUUAUUGAAUAAAAGGUUUUAAAAGAAA